Messenger RNA from Caenorhabditis remanei, 921 nucleotides. RefSeq lists its product as uncharacterized. Gene Ontology annotation, biological process: transcription preinitiation complex assembly; transcription initiation at RNA polymerase II promoter. NCBI's taxonomy places the organism in Eukaryota, Metazoa, Nematoda, Chromadorea, Rhabditida, Rhabditidae. Gene Ontology annotation, cellular component: nucleus; transcription preinitiation complex. Gene Ontology annotation, molecular function: TBP-class protein binding; RNA polymerase II general transcription initiation factor activity. Bases 1 to 921 code for a protein of 306 amino acids. The transcript has 4 exons. The record is from RefSeq and is a predicted model, not a curated record.
AUGUCAGCUCCAGUUCAAUGCCCAAUCCAUCCAGAUGUCCAUCUUAUUGAGGAUCACCGCGCCGGUGACCUAGUGUGCCCGGCUUGUGGAUUGGUCGUUGGAGACCGUCUCGUAGACGUCGGUACAGAAUGGCGUUCAUUCUCGAACGAACGAAGCGGAAACGAUCCAUCACGUGUCGGAGCACCAGAGAACCCACUGCUCAGCGGUGGAGAUCUUUCAACAACAAUUGCAGUUGGAUUCGGUGGAUCUGAUAGUGAUAAUUCUCUUGCCAACGCACAAAGAAAGUCAAUGAACAACACGGAUCGACAGAUGACAGCCGCCAUGAGUUUGAUCAGAGAAAUGAGUGAAAGAAUCCAUUUGCCAAGGAAUAUUCAGGAAAACGCUUCCCGUAUUUUCAAAGACGUUCUCGACAGUCGUGCUCUCCGUGGAAAAAACAAUGAAGCUCAAGCGGCAGCAUGUCUUUAUAUUGCUUGCCGAAAAGACGGUGUACCACGUACUUUCAAGGAAAUUUGUGCAGUUUCUCGUGUUUCGAAGAAAGAAAUUGGAAGAUGUUUCAAGAUUAUUAUCAGAAAUUUGGAGACGAAUCUCGAACAAAUCACAUCUGCCGAUUUUAUGUCCAGAUUCUGUGGAAACUUGUAUUUGCCGAACUCGAUUCAAGCAGCUGCAACAAGAAUUGCAAAGAGAGCUGUUGAUAUGGAUUUAGUUGCUGGACGUACUCCAAUCUCAAUCGCCGCCGCCGCAAUCUACAUGGCAUCUCAAGCAUCUGGAGAGAAACGAUCAGCCAAAGAGAUUGGUGACGUGGCAGGUGCUGCUGAAAUCACUGUCCGUCAAACAUACAAGCUGUUGUACCCGAAGGCUGCUGAACUUUUCCCAGAAGAUUUCCGUUUCGUUACACCAAUCGACGCACUCCCGAAUUCAUAA